Molecule: messenger RNA, 2145 nt
Organism: Anopheles merus
Lineage: Eukaryota; Metazoa; Arthropoda; Insecta; Diptera; Culicidae
Product: band 7 protein AGAP004871-like
Exons: 4
Coding region: 536-1621 (361 amino acids)
Cellular component (GO): plasma membrane
Source: RefSeq, a predicted model, not a curated record
GUCUCCUCGAACAUCUCGAGACAGCGGGACAGCACGCGAAUGCGCCGAGGCGCGAAAACCGAUGACAAUGCGAAGCGCCGCGUUCCGUUUGGUACGCCGACCGAUGCUGCUGAUGCUGGGUGCGUGCGUACCGUGCCUAUCAGAGGACACAGUCCUGUCAACGGAGUCGCCGGUGAAAGAUAACGAAGCGUGUGCUGCUGCUCGCUGCUCUCGUGUGCGCGUGAUUUUGAUCGUUCGUGCUUAAGUACUGUUCACUUGCGUUAUUUGAAAGUUUGCUAACGAAAAUACGUCCCCCUGUUAGCACUGCUCGUAAGUUAGUGUCGAUCGUUUUGUGUAAUUGUCAUUAGUGAUCGGUAGGAAGUGGUUGCUUGUAGCUACACGAAACGUAAAAGAUGUUUUAUUCGACACGAUAAGCUUUGCGUUAGCCUCUAUCGAUGAUUGGUGGUGAUCAUACCGUGAAAUUUCAGCUCCGUUAACGUGAAAUAGAACACAAAUUCAACGAACAAAAAACUCCUCACAAAUCACCCCCGAAACGAUGUAUCACGCACAGCAUUUGCAAACGCAGCAGCUACAACCACCGAACCAGCAGCAUACCUCCCAGCAACAGCAAGAUCAAGUGCGAUGGAAAGUGAAAACUCCGAUGCACUCUCCGCAGAGUACUUCCGAAGCGUCUCGCAAGCAACCCUACCCUCGGCCACAGUAUUACGCCGAAGCCGAUUCGAUAGGAUGCGUGGAGGUGCUGGCGACCGUGUGCUCGAUCGUGCUGAUGGUGCUGACCCUCCCGAUCUCGCUGUUCCUCUGCUUCAAGGUGGUGCAGGAGUACGAGCGGGCGGUCAUCUUUCGGCUCGGCCGAUUGCGGUCCGGUGGGGCCCGCGGGCCCGGCGUGUUCUUCGUGCUGCCCUGCAUUGACAACUACUGCAAGGUCGACCUGCGUACCGUGUCAUUCGAUGUGCCGCCGCAGGAGGUGCUGACGCGCGAUUCCGUCACCGUGUCGGUCGAUGCCGUCGUGUACUAUCGCAUCCGCGACCCGCUCAACGCGGUGGUGCAGGUCGCGAACUACAGCCACUCGACGCGCCUGCUGGCGGCCACCACGCUGCGCAACGUGCUCGGUACGCGCAACCUGUCCGAGCUGCUGACGGAGCGGGAAGCGAUCUCGCACUCGAUGCAGGUGACGCUGGACGAGGCCACCGAUCCGUGGGGCGUACAGGUGGAGCGUGUUGAGAUUAAGGACGUUUCCCUGCCCGACUCACUGCAGCGCUCGAUGGCAGCCGAGGCGGAGGCGGCCCGGGAAGCCCGUGCCAAGGUGAUCGCGGCCGAGGGUGAGAUGAAAUCGUCCCGCGCCCUCAAGGAAGCGUCCGACAUUAUGUGCGAAAGCCCGGCCGCGCUGCAGCUGCGCUACCUGCAGACGCUGAGCAGCAUUGCGGGCGAGAAAAACUCCACGAUCGUGUUUCCGCUGCCGAUCGAACUGAUCGGACCGCUGAUGAACUUUACCUCCUCGCUGGGCGUGCAGCGCACCACUGCCCCAGUGCGACCGAUGGCUCCGCCGGCCGCACCACCGUCCACAACGACCAGCACCUCGUCACCGCUCGGCGAUCCGAGCCAGCAGCAGUCGUUUGAGUAGCAACAGCCGCAACAGCAGCAGCAGCAGCUACCGAGGGUACACUUGCAGCGGCGUCACCAUCAUCAGCACCGACGACAUCAGCAGCGGCUUCCGCACCACCACCGGGCCCGGGAAGCUUCCGGGUCGGCCGGCGGAGACCGUAAGAUCGGACCCGGCGCGAUCGUCGGGUCGGCAUCGUCUUACUCCAUCUCCUCGGCGGAGGACUCUGCCCUCUGCUCUCCCACCAACCGUUUGGCACGAUUCAUUCUAGACCUGUAAGGUCCAGCGCCAGGAGGAAGAGAAGGAAGAAAUGCUCGAACUCACAGUCACACACACACUCACACGCAUACAGAUACAAGCAAACGACGGUCUACUGGUUGGCAGGAUGCUAAUACUUUUCCAUCCGCGUCGAACGAGCCACAAUCAAACGAAUUACCUAGUUGUUGAUGUUUUAACAGUGUUAUCAUUUUUGUCAUUCUAUUAUCUUUUGAAUGUGUUUUAACGUACUCCGAACAUGAUUGUAAAUAAAAAAAAAUAAAAGCCGU